AAAUUUUCCGGUUAUUCCUGCUCCCUGUUCUCUAAUCACGCCUUCCGCUUACUUUCGCUUCUGUAAUUACGUGCAAUCAGUGCGCGCCCAUGUGAAGAGCGCGCGAAUUCGCGCGAAGAAUUCAAACGUAACGACGGCGCGCUGCGAUGGCAUUCGAAGUUCGCCGCGCGGCCGUCUGGCGGCGCCAGUGUCACGACGCGUCGCGCAGCGCCGCGGUAACGUUCGGUCGAUAAACGGCGGUACACGGAAGGUUCUCUGGAGGCGCUCUUUCGGGACUCUCGACAGCUCUCGCGAGUGUCGUCGUCGCCAAGCAGUCGUCAAAUACCGUAUCGUUUGUGUUCUAUCGCUGUCAGGCUGAGACUGGAGAUUUGCAACGCGAGACUCUAGGCAAGGUUCUUUCUUUCUCUCCGCGAUUCGAGGCAAACCGUGAGUGAGGCAUAUUACAACUUUACAACGAACGGCGGAAUCCGGAACCGCGACUGAUGUCGCGCGGGACGGCGCGGCGGUACUCCGACGACGACGGGUCGCGUAAUCAAUCGUGAUCGGUCGCGCGCGUCGUGAGUCGUGAGUCGUCUACAACGAACGGGUAGCCGCCGCCCGCGGCACAGUUUUCGCGCGCCAGCAGUCCGUCGAAACAUGCGUCCGUUGCGGGGCGACGAGAACCGAGCGACAACCGAGGAGGCUCCUUCGAGGAACUGUCAGGGGGACCGUCGCCACCACCAUCGCCGCCGACGCCGCCACCACCACUGCCGUUACGCGUGAGUCAGUGCGGGAUCGGACGGAGGCGACGCACGCAAAAUGGCUUCGGGCGACAAUGUGGACGUGAUCGAGGUGGUCGAGACGACGAGCUUCCCCGUGCCGGCGCAGCCCACGGUGGAUCACCUCAGACCGGAGCAAUCCACCGUCGAGGAGGACUAUAAAUCAAUCGGAGAGAAAAUAACAUCAUUUGAUAGCUCAGUAGUACAACAUGGUACGACAGGUGGCAAGACCCUUGUGGGGGUAUCAAGAAACAAAUCGGAACGAGAGAGGAAAAUUGGGCAUCGAAGAGUUGGAGUGGGAGGUGAAAUCACAUAUAAGAAGAUUCAAACGACACAAAUUAUGGGAUCUAUUCAAUUGGGUAUACAACAUGCUGUUGGCGGUCUUGCAAGUAAACCGGAACGUGAUUUAUUAAUGCAAGACUUUAUGACUGUGGAAACAACGAACUUUCCUAGUGAAGGAUCAAAUCAUACUCCAGCCCAUCAUUUCUCGGAGUUUAAAUUUAAGAACUAUGCACCUAUUGCAUUUCGUUAUUUUAGAGAUCUCUUUGGCAUUCAACCGGAUGAUUUUUUGAUGUCAAUGUGUAGUGCACCAUUACGUGAGUUAUCAAAUCCUGGCGCCAGUGGGAGUAUCUUUUAUCUAACGGAUGAUGAUGAAUUCAUCAUAAAGACUGUUCAACACAAAGAAGGAGAGUUUUUGCAAACUCUACUUCCAGGAUAUUACAUGAAUCUAAAUCAGAAUCCAAGAACAUUAUUGCCAAAGUUUUUUGGAUUGUACUGCUAUCGAUGUAAUAGUAAAAAUGUUAGAUUAAUUGCUAUGAAUAAUCUUUUACCUUCAUCUGUAAAAUUGCAUCAAAAAUAUGAUUUAAAAGGAUCUACAUACAAAAGAAAGGCAUCGAAAACAGAACGUUCGAAGUCUUCACCAACGUACAAAGACCUAGAUUUUAUAGAACAUCAUCCAGAGGGUAUCUUUUUAGAAGCUGACACAUAUGGUGCACUAGUAAAAACUAUUCAACGGGAUUGUCGUGUAUUAGAAAGUUUCAAAAUUAUGGAUUAUUCUUUACUUGUUGGAAUCCAUAAUCUUGACCAGGCUGUAAAAGAAAAAGCUCAAGAACAAAGAUUAUCGGCAAGUGCCGAUGAAGAAAUUGAUGAAAUGGGUGGCGAAAGUGACGGAUUCAUUCAAUCUGAGAGAGAAAAACAGAAAGAGGAUAGAAUAGGCGCUGCUGCUUUAAAUCGAUCUCGUAGUAUAAAUCGUCAAAGGUUGGUUGCUCAUAGUACAGCAAUGGAAAGUAUUCAGGCUGAGAGUGAACCAAUAGAUGAAGAGGAUGAUGUACCUUCAGGUGGCAUUCCCGCCAGAAACGCGCGUGGUGAACGUCUUUUAUUGUUCCUUGGAAUUAUCGACAUUUUGCAAAGCUACAGGUUGAAAAAGAAACUGGAACAUACGUGGAAAUCGAUGAUACAUGAUGGGGACACUGUAUCAGUGCACCGACCAGGAUUUUAUGCGCAACGCUUUCAGGAUUUCAUGGCCAAGACAGUAUUUAAGAAAAUACCAUCACUGGACCUGCCUGAGAUUAAGGGGAAUCACCGCAAAUUCCGUAACCUCGUCACCAGCUAUAUAGCUUUGAAACAUUCCCCGUCGAAGAGGAAAAGUAUAAGCAGACCAUUGAGACCGCUAGAGGGUGACUUUGAUUCAACCGCGGUGGCGGCAACUGGAGGUUCGACAAUGCAUGCUACAUCACCUACAAAGGCCGUUAGCCCGCCCGAUCCUGCGAUCAGCGCGACGAACGUGGCGGCCUCGGUGCCGAUUGCCCCCUCCCCCCCGGUUAACCUUGCCGCCGGUCCGCUGAGUCCGCCCCCGUUGACCUUAGCCACCGGUCAAGGUCCGCAUCACGAGCAUCCGCCCGGGGCCGCCCCCACGGUCAAGGUCACGAGUUACCCGGCCGUACUGAAGGGUAGAAGCGCGGCCAGUCCGCCGAACCCAAACCUGGUGCCGUCCGGCAAGAUCCCACCUCCGGUGCCACCGCGGGGCACGGGCGCCUCGAGGACCGCCAGGUCCUCCGAGGAUCACCGGGCGGCCAGCACCGCCGCCUCGACGACGUCGUCGGUGACUUCCAGCCGAGGUGAUGAAGCAGCCAUAAUCACGAGAUAUCGCUUGCAUGACAGUUCGUGCGAUCUGCACCGUUCGCUCCUAUCUGACCAUUCCUGUACUUCUACUUCUAUCACCACCGCUAAAACCGUGGCCUCUACUAUCACUGCUGCUACUUCUAUUAAAACUACUUCCGCGACCUCGAAUGCGUUGCAUGCUCAUACAUCAACAUCCAAUACUUGCCGCGUUACUGAUCGCGAUCGUAUCGGUGGAGAAGCCGGACGGAUUCGACUGAUGGACUCGAUUCAGCAUUGGCAUACCCAAGAACUCGACGAGGACGAGGAAGAGUUCGUCAGCGUGGUGAAGAUUGAGGACGCUUACUUCAUUAAGACUAGCCUGCAUCCUCUCAGACCAGAUAGGGGAAUUCGUCGAUCCAGUCACUUGAAAGACUUCAAUGAAACGGGUAACGAUAAUUAUGAAGUCUCAAAGAAAGGUACAGAAAAAAGAGGCGAUACCAAGACGGAUCAUCUAGCGAAAUUUACAUACUUUUUAAAUCCAAGCUCUCGAGCUGAUCUUAUGAAUUACAAGAUGUCGCGAAAGGACAAGAAAUAUUCUGAGACAUAUUAUGAGAGAGUAAAGAGAAAGCAAAAGAACCUUGAAGCGUCGAUCACGACAGUUUCGCAUCUUCGUAAGCCAGUGGAAGAUGCGAGAACACAUCAUAUACAUACAUCUUAUAUGGAGGCUGCUGAAGAAUGGACUAAUUAUAACCAAAAGAUCUUAAAAUUCGCGUCAAUUAAAAAAGAUAGUAUUUUGCUGCAAAAAAUUCGAGAGAAAUCUAAGAGAAGAAAACGAAUUGCGCCGGAACCAUCGAUGAAGAAACGAACAUCUAAAAGGGAAACUUUUAAUGGAAAUUUAGCUGAAAUUGAGAAAACAGACGCAAAAAGAGAAAAUGAAAAAUUGUCUUUGAAAAUGAGUUCUUUAGGAAAUAAGAGUGGUUAUCAGAUUCAGGAGAAAAGCAAUAAAAAUGACACAGGUUUUACAAGCAAAAGGAAGGAAUCGGCAAUCAGAUGUGAUGAAACGAAACAGAAUUGCCCUUCUGGCAGAGAUAAUAACUAUCUUGAUAAGAAAAAGAAUAUCUCUAAGAAUAUAAAUGAUGAGCAAAUAAAUAAUACAGGUGGAUUCAAAGGAAUUUUUGCAAACAGUUAUAAAGCUGAAAACAUGGAAGAUAGGAUAGUUCAUGAAGGGAUUAGUAAAUUCGAUCGACAGGCUAAUGAGAGAUUUAAAAAAUAUAAAAACGAGUCUCCGAAAUCCGACUGUAAAAGCUGCGAUGGAAAUUCCUAUUUUCGUGAAGAAGAAUCUUCAUUCGAUAUUAAGAAAACCAAUUCGAAAGAUGUGAAGCAAGAUAAAUUGUUGAAUACAAUCAAGAGAGAAGAAUUCAUAUUUUCCAGUUUCGAAAACGAUAUUCGAAGUAGGAAUAGCGAUGUUCUAAAAUGUUCCGUUUUCGAAAAAGUGAAGAACUUUGAGAAGAUUAAAAUGGAUGUGAGAGGUAAAACGAAGGAUGCUCGGCGAGAAGUGCACUUGGAUAAUUUGAACUACGGAAAUGAAAUUGAUGCUAUUAAACGAAAAUUUGCACUGCCGGUCAAUGAAAUUCGAUUGAAUCAAGAAGAAGAAAAAAUUGUAUUGAAAGGAAGAUUAAUUAACACCGAUGUUAAACACAAGAGACAAACAUUUAAGUCUCUUUCGAGUAGUCAUUGCGACAAUUUAUCGUUUAAUUCAGAGUUUGGAAUGCUAAAACCGAAUGUUUCCUUUUUACAUACUUAUCGAAAGACGCGAUCGUUUACAUGUGGCACCCUUCCUUCCACCUGCUCCACUCCGCCCCCGCCCUUUGAUGAUGCAGUCCGCUCGAACGACCAAACCUUGGCUUCUGGUGGUCACCUUCAGCAAGGCAGCGCAACCCCUAUUCUUACGAGCAAUCUGUUCUCUACUCAUUCCAAACAAAAUAAGGUUGUUCAUCACGUUACUCUCACCAAGACGUAUCACGAUACUGUAAGCAUAUCGGACGUGCAUUUGGAGAGCAGCGGUAGCGGUAGUGGCAGUGGCGGCAGGGAAACUAAGUCAUCACUGAGUGUCGAGAGUGGCGGCAGCAGCAGCCGAGGUGGUGGCGGUCUCACAUGGACCCCACCGGCCGGAAGUGCUGAGGGUUCGACGCCAACGUGGACCGAGGGCACGCCGUCCUUCACCGAGAGCUCCAGCAGCGGCGACAUAGGUAAGUUGCUCUACGCGUUGAACAUCUACUACGGCUCCUGAAGGAUACUGCCAUGAGGACUUCUCGGCUUCUUCUGCUGGUAUCUCCCCUCUCUUCUAUUUCCUUCGAACACUCCAACGAGGAAUCGCUCGUGCGAGAAUACAUAGACAUUAUAUUGAUUCUCGCUGUUGUUUAAUUAUCGAGUGUUAACGUAGAUCUUCUAAACUUUCUAAGUGAUUUUUUUAGAUAGUUGCCUUUUUGUGAGAAAGAUAUAUAUUAGGAAAUCGAUUUUCUAGAAUUAUAUCACAUUGAUUCUAUGAAUCUGAAACUUUUUUAUAAGCCUUUUUUUAUUUCUGAUUGAUAUCAAUUGAAUGAUGUAACAGAGUCAACAACAUUGACAAUCAUGUUGGCGAAAAAUUUUUCUAUCUCGUUAAUACCAUAGAGUUAUUGGACACUUGAAUAGUGUGUAUUGAA
Molecule: messenger RNA, 5560 nt
Organism: Acromyrmex echinatior (Panamanian leafcutter ant)
Lineage: Eukaryota; Metazoa; Arthropoda; Insecta; Hymenoptera; Formicidae
Gene: PIP5K59B
Product: Phosphatidylinositol 4-phosphate 5-kinase 59B
Biological process (GO): phosphatidylinositol phosphate biosynthetic process
Cellular component (GO): plasma membrane
Molecular function (GO): 1-phosphatidylinositol-4-phosphate 5-kinase activity
Source: RefSeq, a predicted model, not a curated record